CCAGGAUAGGUUAGUAAGGGGGAGGGGGGAAACGAGCGUGAACUGUCUCGGAAUGAUGACAUCAAAAUACAGCAGUGGUUGGGGAAACGUGUGUAAGGUUAAAAACUGGUGGAUUACCUUUUUGAGAAGGAAGUAAAGACAGAGUUAAAUUUUAACAAUGAAGGAAGAUGUUCAGAGGCUGCUGAUUCAGUUUAAGGAUGAGAGUGGUGCGAUUCUGGGAUCACCUUUUGAUGUGCCCGUGGAUAUUACGCCUGACAAGCUGCAGCUGGUCUGUAAUGCAUUGCUGCAAAAGGAUGAACCACUUCCAUUAGCCUUCUACCUAAAUGAUGCUGAAAUUGUCACAUCUCUGGAAAAAACACUUGAUAAGCAGUUGGUGGAAACUGAGAAAGUCCUUGACAUUGUCUAUCAGCCACAGGCAAUUUUUAAGGUCCGUGCUGUAACUCGAUGUACAAGCUCAUUGGAAGGACACUCUGAAGCAAUAAUCUCUGUGGCCUUCAGUCCUACUGGAAAAUAUCUGGCAACUGGUUCUGGAGAUACCACAGUUCGUUUUUGGGAUCUCUGCACAGAAACUCCACAUUUUACAGCUACAGGUCAUAAACAUUGGGUUCUGAGUAUAGCCUGGUCUCCAGAUGGAAGGAAACUUGCAUCAGGAUGCAAAAAUGGUCAGAUCAUGCUGUGGGAUCCAGAUUCAGGCAAGCAGAUCAGCAGAAAUUUGUCAGGGCAUUCCAAGUGGAUCACAUGGCUGUGCUGGGAGCCACUGCACUUGAAUCCUGAAUGCCGUUUCUUGGCCAGUGCUUCCAAAGACUGUACUAUUCGAAUCUGGGACACAGUAUUGGGACAGUGCUGUAAAAUAUUAACAGGACACACACAGUCUGUAACCUGUCUAAAAUGGGGUGGAGAUAACCUCAUUUUCUCAUCUUCACAGGACCGGACUAUCAAAGUCUGGAGAGCAGAAGAUGGAGCUCUGUGUAGAACACUACAAGGACAUGCUCACUGGGUGAACACAAUGGCUUUGAAUACAGAUUAUGUACUGAGGACGGGAGCUUUUGAACCAGCUGAAGCAACAGUCAACCCCCAGGAUAUGAGUGGUUCCUUGGAAGAACUUAAGCAGAAAGCCCUUCAGAGAUACAGUCAUGUGCGAGGCCAAGGGCCAGAGAGGUUGGUUUCUGGCUCUGAUGACUUCACAUUGUUUCUGUGGACACCAGCAGAGGAAAAGAAGCCACUAGCCAGAAUGACAGGUCACCAGGCCCUAAUCAAUGAAGUCCUAUUCUCUCCUGACACUCGAUUAAUAGCAAGUGCUUCAUUUGAUAAAUCUGUCAAACUGUGGGACGGCAAGACAGGAAAGUAUCUGGCUUCCCUUCGUGGUCAUGUCUCAGCUGUUUACCAGAUUGCUUGGUCUGCAGACAGUCGGCUGUUGGUUAGUGGCAGCAGUGACAGCACAUUGAAAGUUUGGGAUGCGAAGACUGGAAAACUGGCUGUUGACCUUCCUGGUCAUGCUGAUGAGGUAUUUGCUGUGGACUGGAGUCCUGAUGGGCAGAGAGUUGCAAGUGGUGGGAAGGAUAAGUGCCUUAGAAUUUGGAGACGGUAGCAGAAUGAGAAAACAUGCUGAAGAAAAUUAUUCUAGCAUGGACAUUGCUCCUUUGCAGCCUUUUAGUACCUGAACAUUUGGGGAUGACUGGCAAAUACAGUUUUGUAAUGUACAAAAAGUUGAAGUAUAAGUUCCAAAUUCUUGGAUGUAAUGUUUAGCACCAGAUUCAACAUUUUUUUCAUAUCUAAAAGGCCGUACCAUGAGUAACUCUGCUGGACAGUGUCGAAGUGGUAUGCUGAAAACAUUGAUAUAUAGAAAGUAAAGUACUGUUCUUAAAUCUGAAUUAAAAUCAUGUGGGAAUUUGACUUGCUUUUGUAAUAAAAUUUACUCUGCAUUUUUGCAUUUUA
Molecule: messenger RNA, 1935 nt
Organism: Protopterus annectens (West African lungfish)
Lineage: Eukaryota; Metazoa; Chordata; Ceratodontiformes; Protopteridae
Gene: NLE1
Product: notchless homolog 1
Exons: 13
Coding region: 158-1588 (476 amino acids)
Biological process (GO): Notch signaling pathway; ribosomal large subunit assembly
Cellular component (GO): nucleolus
Molecular function (GO): protein binding
Source: RefSeq, a predicted model, not a curated record